CUCAACUCCACCUGGGCACCCGCCCACAGUUUAUUGUAUGUCCUGGAACAGAGGAAAACGUCUCAUGAGUUGUGAUCCUCUUCAUUCAUGAUAUGCAAGCAAUAGUCAAGCUGGAAUAUCACUGCAGUUCAAAGCAGAGCCAAUGACCACAAUUCAUUCAGUAGCAGCAUUAAUGUGUGCUUCAAAGCCUGACAGUGAAGCCAUGCAGGUAGAGAGGAAAUGGCACAUAGUGUUGACUAUCUUCCUUCUGCUCAUCACCUCGGGCCAGUGCAUGGACAGCAAGGAGGUCAAGCAGAAAGAGAAAAGGACCCUGUUGGAUCUAAUCUUGCAGGUUAUCGGAGACAGCCAGCAACGGGACAAGCCCGUCUCCAGGCGCUAUAGCAGUGGACUCUUCACUGCAGCCCAAGACAUGAAGUUCUCCUCCCGCGAAAAGCCUUUCUAUGUUCCUAGGCUGGAUAACAGUAGACCCAUAGAGAUUGUUCCUAGAGAGGUAAACCUGAAGGACAAAUUCAUUCAGCAUUUCACAGCAGGACCAGUCAAGUUCUCAUCGGAAUGCAGAACACACUUUCAUAGACUUUAUCACAACACAAGGGAUUGCUCAAGACCAGCAUAUUACAAAAGAUGUGCGAGAUUGCUAACACGAUUAGCAUUGAGUCCACUCUGCACGCAAUCAUAGAUAUUGCAUGUCCAAAAUACUGAAAGAGGGAUCUAUGUGUUGCCAAGGAAGUGCCUUCAAAUCCACAGCAGUCAUAAGAACAUUGUUUUGUUUAUAGUCUUUCUAUUUUUGUUGUUCUUGUUGUUGAUAUUGAAAAUGCUUGGUUAUUUUGAAUAGAUAUACUUUUUAUUUUAAUGUACCUUGAACUGUAUGUACUGUGUAUUUUUAAGGAAACAUUAAUUUAAUAUUAAAUACACCUAUUUAUUGGAGGGGUAUGUAUAGAAUUAUUCACAAUCAUCCAAAAUAUGAUAAUUUUGGUAAAGGUUUCAUUUGGUGCGGGCGAAGCAUUUCUUAUCCCUCAUCGUGUGAAUUCCUUUCCCAUUUUUCUUUUGUUGAUAUCAUAUUCUGAGAUGGGCUGCCUUGGUCUGAAACAUCUGCCAUGCUCUGUCAUUGUCUUCAUUAUAUUUUAUUUGGCACUUGAGUGAUUUCUGACAAUGAGAACAUGUGGAAUGACGACAAUGGUGAUAAUGCACUGCAGUACCGAACAAUAAAGAUAUUGAAGCACAG
Molecule: messenger RNA, 1222 nt
Organism: Myripristis murdjan (pinecone soldierfish)
Lineage: Eukaryota; Metazoa; Chordata; Actinopteri; Holocentriformes; Holocentridae
Gene: alkal1
Product: ALK and LTK ligand 1
Exons: 6
Coding region: 143-676 (177 amino acids)
Biological process (GO): positive regulation of ERK1 and ERK2 cascade; positive regulation of ERK5 cascade
Molecular function (GO): receptor tyrosine kinase binding; receptor signaling protein tyrosine kinase activator activity
Source: RefSeq, a predicted model, not a curated record